Molecule: messenger RNA, 1712 nt
Organism: Nerophis lumbriciformis (worm pipefish)
Lineage: Eukaryota; Metazoa; Chordata; Actinopteri; Syngnathiformes; Syngnathidae
Product: protein FAM53B-like
Biological process (GO): positive regulation of canonical Wnt signaling pathway; protein import into nucleus
Cellular component (GO): nucleus
Source: RefSeq, a predicted model, not a curated record
UUGUUGCAGCAGAGAGCGAGUUAGCAGCCAAAAAGCAGUUUGUUGCUGUGCUGCUCGCAGUCCUGCUGGAACUUUCCUGCCCUCUCCGUCAACAUGUCCUAACUUGGGAAGAGCCUCUGCUGGUCAGAGAUCGCCUCAAGUUCCCGCCGCCAGCAGAUGAAGUCGGCGCGACCUCCUUUCAAGAUGGCCGCCCGUCCUCUUCCCGGCCUUCUCCGUUCUUCCUCAGCCGUGACGAGACCGGAGCCGAGCGCCGCGUUACCAUGGUGAUCAUUCUCCCCAAAAGCCUGGACAAGAAGAAGGGUGUCAAUGAUGUAAGGCCCGACAGCACCGAGAGACGGCCGCGUGAGCUCCACAUCAUGAGCAGAGGGACCACCCUCUUCUCUUGUGGAACUGCUGAGGCAGACCGAUGGCUGCACCCAGGACGGAGCUUCCAGUCGGGCACCAGCCUGGAGAGCCUGUGGGACGUGACGCCCGAGCCGGGCAGCCGCCCCUGGGCCAAAGAGCCGGGCCCCACCACCGCCAUCACCAGCCUGAUAAGCGAUCUGAACCUGGGUGACGCCUCCGUGACCGAAGCCCACGCCACCUCGACGGCCACUUCACGCUACACCACUACCGCCGCCAGCCCAGCCCCCGCGGCGCCCCCCAGCAAGCGCCAGUGUCGCUCGCUGUCCUUUUCAGACGAAUUUGCCGGCUUUCGCUCGUCGUGGCGGCCUCAGGGCUCCAGAGUGUGGACGGCGGUGGAGAAGCGACGGUGCCACAGCGGCGGGAGCGUGCGUGCUGGCGGAGGGUUCUCCGCCGGUCAUUUCCCCGCCAUGCAGCGUAGCUCCAGCUUCAGUUUUCCUUCAUGCUCCGGCAUCCCCGCAGACGGACCCUUGGACCUGCCCUUCUUCAGCCAGCGACUGCCUGUCCACCCUCACUUCACUGCCUCCCCGGUCCCUCCGCCGCAGUCCUGCCACGUCCUCAGACCUCUCUCCCUCUCCCACGAGAGAAUCAGCCUUCCCGAACUCCAGAGAGAGGAGGCCUCAGAGGCCAGCUCGCCGGACUCCACCCCGGAACUGGGGCGGCGGUGCGGCCAGAGACGCGACGGGAAGGGCUGCCUCUCUCGGAGCAGGUCGCAGCCUUGCGUGCUGAACGACAAAAAGGUCGGGAUGAAGCGGCGACGGCCCGAGGACGCUCAGGAGCAGCGGCCCUCUUUGGACUUGGCCAAGAUGACUCAGCAACUUCAGACUUUCCAGAGCUUGAGUUGCCCCGGCUUUUCCUUCUUCGACAGCUGCCAAUCAAGCCUGCCGGCAUCGAACCCGCCCGCCGGCCGCCCCGACGCGGGGUUCACCGCCGUGUCCGAGCUGGGACUGGAGCCCCGGCGGGAAACGCCGGGAGACGAGGGGGAUUCUUCCGACGAGGACCUGGAUAGCGACUCGGCCUGUAGCGUGGACUCGCCGUCCGGGUCGCCCGUGCCGGGUCGCCUCGCCCUCUGGGAGGGCGACUGCGGCGCCGACAGGAACAUUUUCCAGCUCGGGGGAGAGCUGGAUCUUGAGCAGAUUGAGAGGAACUGAACCUCGGAGGACGACGUCUGGAAUGGACUUUGCGACAGGGUAAGGACGAUAUGACCGCGACCGCUCGAAAGGUAUGUGCCUCGGACUCUGACCGUCUUUAGUUGUUUUUAUCGGGGUUUGCUCCGGAGAGUAAACGUGAGGGUUAGUCUUAAAAGAAAA